Messenger RNA from Paramecium sonneborni, 947 nucleotides. Lineage: Eukaryota; Ciliophora; Oligohymenophorea; Peniculida; Parameciidae. The record is from the annotation of a GenBank genome assembly.
AUGAAAAAGACUUUUAAUUUAAAAAUUGAAUUAAAGAGCUCCAGUUCUUCAGAGAAAACUUCUCCUUACUUAGAUAGUGAUGGCAAGUAUUUAAAAUAUAUAUUGUUUAAGGGAAUAUUAUGAUUAUUAUGAUGUUAUUAAAAUUGAUAAUAUAACUUAUGGUGAAGUUAGUGCAAAAAGAUGUGGAAGAAUUACAAUGGAGGAUAGAGUAAAUUUAAAUGAUAAUAAUUUAUUAGUUUUAAGCUAUUGCAGACUUUGAUGGAAAAUAAUAGUAAUUUUAUUUUGGAGUUUUUGAUGGUCAUGGGGGAUCUUAUGUAGCUAAAUUACUUAGAGAACAAUUACAUUUUCAAUUAAAAAAUAAUUAGUUUUUCAAUAUUGAUCUUGAAUAAGCUAUUUUAGAAAGUAUUCAAUAAUAUAUUAGCUCCAAAAUUAGGUUUCAAUUAAAUGAAUAUUGAUAUUCUUAAAUAAUAACAUAUUUUAAUGAAAGAUGGAGGUUCAACUGCUUUAUGUGUUAUUAAUGUAGGUAAAGAACUAUUUGUAAUCAAUGUUGGUGAUAGUGCUUGUGUAUUGAUUGACAAAGAUUACUAAAUAACUAAAUUAAAUUAAGAGCAUAAACCUGAUAGAUUAGAUGAAUCUAAAAGAAUUACUGAUAACCAUGGAUUUGUAUUGACCAUUAAGUAUAUACACAAUUAAAUAGAAAUUAGGCUAGAAUUAAUGGUGAAUUGGCAGUAAGUAGAUCUUUUGGAGAUCCAAAAUAUAUUGAACAUGGUUUAACUGCUAUUCCUGAAAUUACUAAGCUGUAAUUAAAUGAAAAAUCUAAAUAUUUAAUUCUAGCAACAGAUGGAUUUUGGGAUGUGAUUACUAUACAAACCCUCUAAAAACUUCUUUUAAAUUGGGAAAAUUUCAAUGAAAAAGAAGGUCUUUCUCAAUAUUUACUAGAAUCAGCA